UUGGCGAGGACAGACCCGGCGCGCAGGGGCCGCGGACCGGCGCGCGGGGGGGCCGGGGGGCGAGUGGGGUCGGCUUAUCAUGGCGGAUCGGACGGCUCCCAGCUGCCAGCUCCGGCUGGAGUGGGUCUACGGGUACCGGGGUCACCAGUGCCGCAACAACCUGUACUACACGGCCGGCAAGGAGGUGGUCUACUUUGUGGCUGGGGUCGGAGUGGUUUACAACACCCGCGAGCACAGCCAAAAAUUCUUCCUGGGACACAACGACGACAUUAUCAGCCUUGCCUUACACCCAGAUAAAACUCUUGUUGCAACUGGCCAAGUUGGGAAGGAGCCAUAUGUAUGUAUAUGGGAUUCCUAUAAUGUCCAGACUGUGUCUAUUCUUAAAGAUGUCCAUACACAUGGAGUCGCCUGCCUGGCUUUCGACUCAGAUGGACAGCGUUUAGCCUCUGUGGGAUUGGAUGCCAAAAACACAGUCUGCAUUUGGGACUGGAAGAAGGGGAAACUGCUGGCCUCAGCCACGGGCCACUCGGACCGGAUUUUUGAUAUUUCCUGGGAUCCAUAUCAGCCAAACAGAGUGGUUAGCUGUGGAGUAAAACAUAUCAAGUUUUGGACACUAUGUGGAAAUGCCCUGACUGCAAAAAGAGGGAUAUUUGGCAAAACAGGGGAUCUUCAGACCAUCCUUUGCCUUGCGUGUGCCAAAGAAGACAUCACCUACUCUGGUGCUUUAAAUGGGGACAUCUAUGUCUGGAAAGGGCUCAAUUUAGUCCGCACCGUCCAAGGCGCACAUAGUGCUGGAAUCUUUAGCAUGUAUGCUUGCGAUGAAGGCUUCGCCACUGGUGGACGUGACGGGUGUAUACGGUUAUGGGAUACUGAUUUCAAACCAAUAACCAAAAUUGAUCUCAGGGAGACAGAACAAGGAUAUAAAGGCCUCUCCAUACGGAGCGUGUGCUGGAAAGCAGACCGCCUCCUAGCAGGGACCCAGGACAGCGAGAUAUUCGAGGUGAUUGUGCGAGAACGAGACAAGCCCAUGCUGAUCCUGCAAGGCCACUGUGAGGGGGAGCUCUGGGCUCUGGCCCUGCACCCCAAGAAGCCGCUGGCCGUGACUGGCAGCGACGACCGCUCUGUCAGGCUGUGGAGCCUGGCUGACCACGCCUUGAUCGCCCGCUGUAACAUGGAGGAAGCAGUUCGCAGUGUGGCUUUCAGCCCCGAUGGGUCCCAGUUGGCCCUGGGCAUGAAGGACGGCUCUUUCAUUGUUCUCCGAGUCAGAGAUAUGACAGAAGUGGUUCAUAUCAAAGAUCGAAAAGAAGUCAUUCAUGAAAUGAAAUUUUCUCCAGAUGGUUCUUAUCUCGCAGUGGGAUCCAAUGACGGCCCAGUCGACGUGUAUGCGGUUGCCCAGCGGUAUAAGAAAAUUGGAGAAUGCAACAAGUCCCUCAGUUUCAUUACGCACAUUGACUGGUCUUUGGAUAGUAAAUACUUGCAAACGAAUGAUGGUGCAGGAGAACGACUGUUCUACAAAAUGCCGUCCGGGAAGCCGUUAGCGAGUAAAGAAGAAAUCAAAGGGAUCCCUUGGGCCUCCUGGACGUGUGUGAAAGGCCCGGAAGUGAGUGGAAUUUGGCCGAAAUACACGGAUGUCACCGACAUCAACUCGGUGGAUGCGAACUACAACAGCUCCGUGCUGGUGUCUGGAGAUGAUUUUGGACUGGUCAAAUUGUUUAAGUUUCCUUGUCUCAAGAAAGGAGCCAAAUUUAGAAAGUAUGUGGGCCAUUCUGCACAUGUCACCAACGUCCGCUGGUCUCACGACUUUCAGUGGGUGUUAAGCACAGGAGGGGCUGACCACUCGGUUUUCCAGUGGAGAUUUAUUCCAGAAGGUGUCAGCAACGGCCUGCUGGAAACCGCACCCCAGGAAGGCGGCACUGAUUCCUACAGUGAAGAAUCUGAUUCAGAUUUAUCGGAUGUGCCAGAGUUGGACUCUGAUAUUGAGCAAGAAACUCAAAUCAAUUAUGAUCGCCAGGUUUACAAAGAAGAUCUACCUCAGCUAAAGCAACAAAGUAAAGAGAAAAACCAUGCAGUGCCCUUCCUCAAACGAGAAAAGGCUCCUGAGGACAGCCUGAAACUCCAGUUCAUACACGGAUACAGAGGCUACGACUGUAGGAACAAUCUAUUCUACACGCAAGCUGGAGAAGUGGUCUACCACAUCGCUGCAGUUGCUGUCGUGUACAACAGGCAGCAGCACUCCCAGAGGCUGUACCUGGGGCACGAUGAUGACAUCCUCAGCCUGACCAUCCAUCCAGUGAAGGACUAUGUGGCCACUGGGCAGGUUGGAAGAGAUGCUGCCAUUCAUGUGUGGGACACGCAGACUCUGAAGUGUUUGUCACUAUUGAAAGGACAGCAUCAGAGAGGAGUGUGUGCACUCGAUUUUUCAGCCGAUGGAAAAUGUCUGGUGUCGGUUGGUUUAGACGAUUUUCACAGUAUUGUAUUUUGGGACUGGAAAAAGGGAGAAAAGAUAGCCACAACAAGAGGACAUAAAGAUAAGAUAUUUGUGGUAAAGUGUAACCCACACCAUGUUGACAAACUGGUUACAGUUGGGAUAAAGCACAUCAAAUUCUGGCAACAAGCAGGUGGGGGCUUCACCUCUAAAAGGGGAAUCUUCGGCAGCGUCGGGAAAUUGGAAACAAUGAUGUGUGUUUCUUAUGGGCGGAUGGAGGAUCUAGUCUUCUCAGGAGCAGCUACAGGAGAUAUUUUCAUUUGGAAAGACAUUCUACUACUGAAGACAGUGAAGGCUCAUGACGGGCCCGUGUUUGCUAUGUAUGCAUUGGAUAAGGGCUUUGUAACAGGUGGAAAGGACGGCGUCGUGGAGCUCUGGGAUGAUAUGUUUGAAAGAUGCUUGAAGACUUACGCCAUUAAAAGAUCAGCAUUGUCGACUAGCUCUAAAGGAUUGCUUCUGGAAGAUAAUCCUUCCAUUCGUGCCAUCACUUUGGGACAUGGACAUAUCCUGGUGGGAACCAAAAAUGGAGAGAUCCUGGAAAUCGACAAAAGUGGCCCAAUGACACUGCUUGUUCAGGGGCACAUGGAGGGAGAAGUGUGGGGGCUGGCAGCUCACCCUCUCCUGCCCAUCUGUGCAACAGUGAGCGAUGAUAAAACCCUGCGCAUCUGGGAAUUAUCCUCCCAGCACCGCAUGCUGGCAGUACGGAAACUCAAAAAAGGUGGAAGAUGCUGUGCCUUCUCCCCCGAUGGGAAAGCCCUCGCGGUCGGCCUGAAUGAUGGGAGUUUCCUGGUUGUAAAUGCUGACACGGUUGAAGACAUGGUCUCCUUCCACCACAGAAAAGAAAUGAUCUCUGAUAUUAAAUUUUCAAAAGAUACAGGAAAAUACCUUGCCGUGGCCUCCCACGAUAACUUUGUGGAUAUUUAUAACGUGCUUACGAGCAAACGGGUCGGCAUCUGUAAAGGUGCUUCUAGCUACGUUACACAUAUCGACUGGGACUCUCGAGGGAAAUUAUUGCAAGUUAAUUCGGGUGCCAAAGAACAACUCUUUUUUGAAGCUCCGAGAGGCAAACGGCAUAUAAUAAGACCUUCAGAGGUUGAAAAGAUAGAGUGGGACACGUGGACCUGUGUCCUGGGCCCCACCUGUGAGGGGAUCUGGCCCGCACACAGUGAUGUGACCGACGUAAAUGCUGCCAGUCUCACCAAAGACUGCUCCCUCUUAGCCACCGGAGAUGAUUUCGGGUUCGUCAAGCUUUUUUCAUAUCCUGUCAAGGGCCAGCACGCGAGAUUCAAGAAGUACGUGGGGCACAGCGCCCACGUCACCAACGUGAGAUGGCUGCACAACGAUUCAGUGCUGCUCACGGUAGGGGGCGCCGACACGGCCCUGAUGAUCUGGACCAGGGAGUUUGUGGGGACGCAGGAGAGCAAGCUGGUGGACAGCGAGGAGUCGGACACCGAUGCAGAAGAGGAUGGAGGCUAUGACAGUGAUGUUGCCAGAGAAAAGGCCAUUGAUUACACCACCAAGAUCUAUGCCGUGAGCAUCAGGGAAAUGGAGGGCACCAAACCACACCAGCAGAUGAAGGAGGUUUCCAUGGAAGAAAGGUAUGGUGUCGCCAGGGGAUCAAGACCGCCCGUCAGCAGAGCAGCUCCCCAGCCUGAGAAACUCCAGAAGAACAACAUCACCAAGAAAAAGAAACUGGUUGAGGAGCUGGCUCUCGACCACGUGUUUGGCUACCGAGGAUUUGACUGUCGCAAUAACCUGCAUUACCUGAACGAGGGUGCCGACAUCAUCUUCCACACCGCGGCGGCCGGCGUCGUCCAGAACCUCUCCACAGGGAGCCAGAGCUUCUACCUGGAGCACACGGACGACAUCCUCUGCCUCACGGUGAACCAGCACCCCAAGUACAGGAACGUGGUGGCCACCAGCCAGAUAGGAACAACACCUUCCAUCCACGUCUGGGACGCCAUGACCAAGCACACCCUCUCCAUGCUGCGGUGCUUCCACUCAAAGGGAGUGAAUUACAUCAACUUCAGCGCAACCGGGAAGCUGCUGGUGUCGGUGGGCGUGGACCCCGAGCACACCAUCACCGUCUGGCGCUGGCAGGAAGGGGCCAAGGUCGCCAGCCGAGGGGGUCACCUGGAGCGCAUAUUCGUGGUGGAAUUUCGCCCGGAUUCGGACACGCAGUUUGUGUCUGUUGGGGUCAAACACAUGAAGUUCUGGACCCUGGCAGGCAGCGCCCUCCUGUAUAAGAAAGGGGUCAUCGGGUCCAUGGAGGCUGCCAAGAUGCAGACGAUGCUCUCCGUGGCCUUCGGUGCUAACAACCUCACGUUCACGGGUGCCAUCAAUGGAGACGUCUACGUGUGGAAGGACCACUUCCUCAUCCGGCUGGUGGCCAAGGCUCACACGGGGCCCGUCUUCACCAUGUACACGACCCUUCGGGACGGACUCAUCGUGACCGGCGGCAAAGAGCGGCCGACCAAAGAAGGAGGUGCUGUGAAACUGUGGGACCAGGAGAUGAGGCGCUGCCGAGCCUUCCAGCUGGAGACGGGGCAGCUGGUGGAGUGUGUGCGCUCCGUGUGCCGCGGCAAAGGAAAAAUUCUAGUGGGGACCAAAGAUGGAGAAAUCAUUGAAGUUGGUGAGAAAAAUGCUGCUUCCAACAUCCUGAUUGACGGACACAUGGAGGGCGAGAUCUGGGGCCUGGCCACACACCCGUCCAAGGACAUCUUCAUCUCUGCCAGCAACGACGGCACAGCCCGCAUCUGGGACCUGGCUGACAAGAAGCUGCUGAACAAGGUGAACCUGGGCCACGCAGCCAGGUGUGCAGCCUACAGCCCUGACGGGGAGAUGGUGGCCAUUGGCAUGAAGAAUGGAGAGUUUGUCAUCUUGCUGGUGAACAGCCUGAAAGUUUGGGGGAAAAAACGAGACCGGAAAUCUGCUAUCCAAGAUAUCAGGAUCAGCCCAGACAGCAGAUUCUUGGCCGUUGGUUCUUCUGAACACACCGUGGACUUCUAUGACCUCAUGCAGGGCACCAGCCUGAAUCGCAUCGGCUACUGCAAGGACAUCCCGAGCUUUGUCAUCCAGAUGGACUUUUCUGCGGAUGGCAGAUACAUCCAGGUGUCCACAGGAGCCUACAAGCGCCAGGUGCACGAGGUCCCCCUGGGGAAGCAGGUAACGGAAGCCAUGGUCAUCGAGAAGAUCACCUGGGCCUCCUGGACAAGCAUUCUGGGAGACGAAGUCAUUGGCAUCUGGCCGCGGAAUGCAGACAAGGCUGACGUUAACUGCGCAUGUGUGACCCAUGCUGGCCUGAACAUUGUCACAGGAGAUGACUUUGGGCUGGUGAAGCUCUUUGAUUUCCCAUGCACAGAGAAAUUUGCCAAACAUAAGCGCUACUUUGGUCACUCGGCUCACGUGACGAACAUCCGUUUCUCCCACGACGACAAAUAUGUGGUCAGCACUGGAGGAGACGACUGCAGUAUAUUUGUGUGGCGAUGUCUGUAAAGGCCAGAAACCUCUCCCUUUAUUGCUGCUGCUGCUCCCACCCAGCACCUGCAGAGGCAGCGACGAGGCGCCUCCUCGCCACCAGAGGCUGGGCAACGCCUCCAACGCUGCAGGCGCACAAGCUCCGCCAGAGAAGUGGUAAGACUGCACUCGGGGUCUCCAAAACCGAGAUGCCAAGA
Molecule: messenger RNA, 6159 nt
Organism: Myotis lucifugus (little brown bat)
Lineage: Eukaryota; Metazoa; Chordata; Mammalia; Chiroptera; Vespertilionidae
Gene: EML6
Product: echinoderm microtubule associated protein like 6
Exons: 42
Coding region: 80-5980 (1966 amino acids)
Molecular function (GO): microtubule binding
Source: RefSeq, a predicted model, not a curated record